CUGAAAAAUGUAGCAGAAAACAGCAACAGAAAAUGAGAAUAGCACAUUUUGUUUUUGCCUCUUGGCCAAGUCGGGCCUUUCUCUCCGUGAAAGUGAUAAGCCCACAGAAUUUUCUACUGAAGUAGUUCAGAAAAGCCGUGAUAAGCGUAGAAAUAUCCAAAUUGAUAUUUUCAAACAAAAAAAUAUAUAUUUAUAUGUAUUUAUCAACUUUGAACUUUGUCCUGUGUCCUGGUUGUGUGUUUUAUACUCUGAGAGUUGACUAAGUUUCUGUAAAUUUGGCAAGAAUAACCGUGAAAGUAAAAGUGUCGUGUUUUUUUCGCUCUUUUCCUUCUUCCUUGCCGGCAAAAAAACAGCAAAAACGGUAAAGCAAAUCAGAAAACAGAAAAAGACAAAAACCGGCGUCAUCACGUCUGUCUUGCCUCCGCGAAGAGGCGAAGAGAGAGAGAGAGCGUAAAGAAAAAUGUAAAGAACCGCCGAGAAUGUGUAGAUGAGAGAUAAGCAAUAGAAGCAAUUUUUGAUACUUAAAAAUUCUACACAAUAAAACACAAAAACUCAGCUCAGGUAACCGCAAAAAUAGACUGCAAAAGGAGGAGAAAAACCAACGAAACACUUUUUGGAAAUAUUUUGUAUACACAAGAAAAUCCCAACUUUUGGGCGUCCUAAAGUUUACAAUAACAAAAAAAAAAAAACAAAUUUUUCAAAAUGCCGCUCCGACGUAGCGGGAAAUAGGUCACAAUAGACACAGUAACCUCAACGAUCUGAUCGAUCCGAUUGUACAUCCUGAACCCUCUAUGGCGCCGCGUCGCAACAGCAAUAUUAGCGGCAAUCCUUCCCAGCAGCAGCAUCCACAGCAGCAGCCACAGCUCCAGCUCCCGCUUCCGCAGCAGCAGCAGCAACAGCUUCUCCAGUUUUUCACCGAAAACAGCAGCAGCAGCAUCAAUCCUUCGUCCAGCAGCAGCAUGGCGCCCAUGCAAUUGAUGCAGGGCUCCAACGUGCAGCUGGUGCGCUGCUGCUACCCGAGCGGCGAGUGCCGCAAGUUAGAUGCCCUGAUCGGCCUCACUGAGAUGUCGCUGGCGGAGUGCGUCCGGGUGCUGUGCAACAAUGAGAACUGUGGCGCGGGGCAGUACAUGCACCGCGAAUGCUUUGAAGUGUGGGAGGCGGGCGUUUUGCAGACGCUCAAGGCGAGUGGGCGGGCGCGCAGCUGGUCGGAGCGGCAGAGGGCCCAGCACCUUUGGACGAAGAAGGGCUACGACCUAGUCUACAAGGCCUGCAGCUGCAAGUGCGGUCGCGGACAACUUCGAAAGGAUCUCGAGUGGUCGGUGCCUGUCUCCAAUGGUGGUCUGGUGUUCCUCAAUGGGAAUGGAAGUGGCGGAGGACGUGGCUCCAUGAAUGGAAACCUUAGCGAGGACGAUGACAAGAAGAAGGCCAAGAAGAAGCGCAAUCGCAAUGGAAACAGCGGAAACUCCGGAUCAGGAGUCGGGAGCCAGAAGAACGGAGUGGGAGUGGCUUUGACCCCACUAAGCACUAACAAUAGCAAUGGGUACGGUGGAGGCUCCAACGGACUCACCCCGAACCCCAAUGUGGGAGUGAUCGGAUCCGGGCUGCCGCACAACAGCAACAACAGCAAUGGAAACGCGAACGGUAACAGUGGCUCCUCGGAGGGGAAUGGCUUGCAGCCCAGUGUGGUGGCGACCCUGAGCAACAUCCUGAAUCCGAACAAUGUCCUGGGCCUCGAUCUCCGUGCCCGGGCCGGUAGCCUCUCGUCCAGCGGCGCCGGCAGUGGCUCCAGCUCCCCCUCGGCCUCGCAGUCCAGCGCCGACAUAUCGCUCUCGCCGGUGCAGCAGCUUCUCCAGCAGCAGCAGGCUUCCUCGCUGAUCAUGCAGCCCAUGGUGGCACCUUCAACUACGGGCAAUAGCACCCUCCUCCUCCAAAACGGUCUUGGGCUCUCCAAGAAUCUGCUAUCGCAGCCCCAGGCGCUGCCCGCCGUGGCUAACAUCAGCAACUUCAAACCGUUGGUCACCUACGAGCAACAGCAGCUAGUGCAGCAGCAAAAGAACAAGGAGGUAGAGCUCUACUCGGAGCGUGUGCGCUCGACAUCUGGUUGCAACGGCAUCUUCUCACGUCGCUUGGAUUUCUCGGCGUUCAAUAAGCUGCCAAAUACGCGUUUGAAUUCUUAUCAAGUCAAGAUCGAGGACGAGGGCAACCAUGGAAACGACGAGACGCGUCUCUUCAUCCUAUCAUCCUUGGCUACGUCGCAUAUGAGCCGUGUGUCCUGUAUUCUGUGCGAAGAGCCCCUGCUCGUGUUCGACCGCUAUCCCCUGGUCGAUGGCUCCUUCUUCCUUAGCCCCAAGCAGCAUUCCAGCGGCUGUAUCGAGGUUAAAUACGAGGGACGCACGCUAUACUUGACCUCUGUGUGCAUGAGCUGCCUGGACGGAACCUCCAGCAGUCGUCUCAUCAGCUGCAGAUUCUGCAAGGAACCCUGGGAUGGAUCCAGCCUGGUUCUCGGCACCAUGUACGCCUACGACAUCUUCGCGGCCAUGCCCUGCUGCGCCGAGAGGUUCAAGUGCAAUAACUGCUUCAAAAUGCUGAUGCAUCCCCAGCAGCGGCUGAGCUUCUACAGCGACUACUCGCAUGGGGUGACAUGUCCCUACUGCAACACCCAAGACACGCACUUCGUCAAGCCGCUGAGCUUCUGCUACGCCAAGAGCUCCGCGACACGGUUGCCGACGCUCGCAUAACAUGAGGCCCCGUUGGAGCCUCCGGCAGGUACGGCAGCCGCAGUAGCAGCAGCCAGUGCCACAGGUGCUCCAACGGCCUCCUCGACGGCGAAGCAGCCUAUCUUCAAUGCGGCCAUCGACUACUCGGCCCCACUGCAGCAGCAGAUCAACCCGGACCUGAUUGGCGCCCAUCCCCAUGCCCAGCAGCACCAACAGCAGCAGCAACAGGGGAGGCAACAGCAGCCGCCACAGCAGCAAAUACAUCAGCAGCCGCAGCACCAGACAGCUCCUCCCCAAAGGGGCAGCGAGGGAGGGAAUUACCGCAUGAACAACUUCCACCAUCAGCCGCAGCAGCAGAAUCAGCAGCAGCAUCAGUCUGCUCCAACUCCAACUUCGAUUGAAGCUCCUCAGAAGGUGAGCAGCUACCAACGCAACAUCAUUUCCAUGAAUGAUGUUUUGAGAGAGUACCAGCAGCAGCAGAAGCAGCAACAUCCGCAGCAACAGAUGGGGAAUGAUGCAGGUGCCCUCCUUUUGACCAACGGCACCGCCAUCAACAACCAUUCAAGCCAAUCCGGCGUCGGCAGCAGUAUUAGUAACUUAUUAAAUAGCCAUAAUUCAAGCAACAACAGCCACAAUCAUCAGACCAACAACAACAUCCAGAAGCUGAACGGGGCCUGGGGACAGACGGACACCAUAUCCGCUUUGUGGGGCUGCAGCAGCAGCAGCGGCUGCUCCUCGGGCAGCGGCUCACAACCGUCGCUCAGCCCCACCGCCAGCAGCCACAGCAAGGAGACGCUGCUGUGGACGGCCCAGACUUCGCCCAGCAGUCAACACCUCAGGGACAGCGCCAGCUUCAAGGAGCUGCAGCCACAUGCCGCUUCGCCGACAGCCUCGUUGACCAGCUCCUCGGGUGCCUCAUCCACCUCCGGCUGCUCUACCUCGAAUGGCUGGAACACCAGCGCCGGUGGUGGCACACAUUACGGCAAGCCCAACAUCUGGGAGCUGCCCGGACAGUCGGCGCAACGCCUCCAGGCCCACGACAUCUUCACCGAUCUCCUGUCCAACCUGAGCAUCAGCCAGGACAGCGGCAGCCACAGCCAAAGCCAGAGCAGCCAGACCAAGGCGGAUGCUUCAGACGUCAGCUCUAACUCGUCCUCCUCCGCGGGGGAGCUUCUGGAAAUGGGCAACAUCUGGCGGCACAGUGUCAGCGGUCUGGGGGGUCGCCAUGCGGCGCAGGUUAACACCUAUCCCCAGAUCUACGAGGAGCCAACAGGAGGCGCCGCUUGCAUGCAGCUCUUCAACGAUUAUCUCAACAUGCACUAGAGUAGUGCGGAGAGGAGCAGAGGAGUAGCGGAUGGAUAACGAUUGUUACUCGUGAGAAAUGUAACCCUAGAAAGAGUAAGAACAGAGCGAAUCGGAGAUAAGAAAAGAGCAACAUUUUAUGAAAAAUCUAAAUAUCCAACAAAUUUUUAGAGCAAACUUGAAACCGAAACAAGAGUUGAAGUUUUGUUUGUUGUUUGCGAUUAGUUUUAGAUCGUCAUUUGAUUUUAAUACACCCACACAGGCAAACAUUUUUACACACCUUUACACAUAUAAUAACUCCUUCACUGAGAGAAAACAAUGCAAACUAAAAAAAAUUUUUUUGUUAUUUUUGUUGAGUUUUGUUUAUUUCUUUUAUACAAAAGCAAUUUUUAGUU
Molecule: messenger RNA, 4414 nt
Organism: Drosophila obscura
Lineage: Eukaryota; Metazoa; Arthropoda; Insecta; Diptera; Drosophilidae
Gene: heca
Product: headcase protein
Exons: 6
Source: RefSeq, a predicted model, not a curated record